Messenger RNA from Diabrotica balteata, 1133 nucleotides. Lineage: Eukaryota; Metazoa; Arthropoda; Insecta; Coleoptera; Chrysomelidae. The record is from the annotation of a GenBank genome assembly.
UUCAAAUGAUGUUAUAAAAAAUAAUUUUUAAUAUAGUUAAAUAACAAUAAAAUGACUCUUAGAAUUACUAACACACUAGGUUUACGUUUACUUCAGGAUGUAUGUCAUAGUUUUAUGGCCCCAGCAGCAAUUAGUGCUAAUACACAAAUAGUUAGACAUAGAAGAACGAAACAUUGGAAUCCUAAAUGGAAACUCUUCCGUCGUUUAAAAGUUAUGCCAGUGGAAUUGCCUAAAUUCCAAGAAAGAGUAGAAGAUUUACCAGAUGAAGAAGUAGUUAAAAGAUUAAAAGAGCAAGGCAUCCUGCCUCCCCGUCCUUGGAUUGAAAGGCAGUAUUUUAUUCACUCAACUGGUGCCGUUUUUGAGCCAUAUGUACCACCUGAAGGUGAUGGGAAAGUUUCACCAGUAUCUAAACAGGGAGCUAUGCAGAGUGUGCAAUUUUUGCAAAAGAAAACAACUACAAUGAUGGCAAUAAGGAAAGUUCGUCAGUUUGAGGAAGAAUUCGACACACCACAGUUUUGUAAAGAAGCUGAAAAGAUUUAUAUCAAAAUGCAUGAGAUUUUAGCUUCUGAAUAUAAAGAAAAUCUUAUAGACUAUGUCACAGAGAGAGCAUACCCUGAAGUGAUCCACAAUAUUAAAAACAAGACUCUUCGAUGGAGAUACAUUAAAGAAUUAGAACUGCCAAGAGUUGUACAGGCGAGAUGUACUGAUGUUGUAUCAAAAGAGAACAUUUUUGCUCAAAUCACAGUGAGGUUCCAUACUCAACAGGCAUUGGCCAUAUAUGAUAGAUUUGGAAGGCUUAUGCAUGGUAGUGAAAUUAUUGCCAAAGAUGUUCUUGAAUAUGUAGUAUUUGAAAAACACCUCUCCAAUCAAUAUGGUACCUGGAGAGUCCAUGCAAAGAUAAUUCCUGAUUGGCUUCCUCCUAGAGAACCUUCAUCAUUAACAUUUAAGAAGAUUGUUGAACCAAUUGAAGAAAGUCAGGUUACAGAAGACAAAACAUCUGAAACUAAAGUUAUUGAACAAAAUAAAGAGGGAGAGAAACUUAGUUUGGCUUAAAAUGAAUAAGUAGUUAGAUAUUUUAGAUUUGUAAAACUAAAUGUUUACUAUAAAAAUGUGUUAUUAAAUUUUUUUGCCAA